GUAAUUCAGGACCAUCUUUCGUCUUUAGAUCACAAUUGUUGUUUUAUUGAGAGAUUUGUUGUUGAUAUUCAUUUGAGCAUUAAGGAUUUUUACAGAUGUCGAAUUCAGCAGGUUUUGACAGACACAUUACGAUCUUCUCGCCAGAGGGUAGAUUAUAUCAAGUUGAGUACGCAUUUAGAGCUAUAACAGCCGCUAAUAUCAAUGCCAUUGGAAUAUGUGGAGAAGAUUCAGUUGUAUUGAUUUCUCAAAAGAAAGUGCCAGAUAAAUUGUUAGAUGCAUCGACAGUAUCAAAUUUAUUUCAAAUAACUCCAUUAGUUGGCAUGAUUGCUACAGGAUCAAUUGCAGAUGGCAGAUCACAAGCAUUAAGAGCUAAAGCAGAGGCAGCAGAAUUUCGUUAUAAAUAUGGAUAUGAUAUUCCAUGUGAUAUUUUAGCUAAAAGAAUGGCUAAUUUAUCCCAGAUUUACACUCAGAGAGCAUAUAUGAGACCCUUGGGAGUUACUUUGACAUUCUGUGCCUUUGACGAUGAAAAGGGACCAUUGUUAUAUAAAUGUGAUCCAGCGGGUUAUUUUAUUGGGUUAAAGGCAACAGCGAUUGGACCUAAACAAGAUGAAAUCACAACAGCUUUAGAGAAAAAAUUUAAGAAAAAGGACUAUAUCAAAGGCAAUUGGAUUAAAGUGGUAGAUGAAUCUAUUAUAAUUUUAAGUAAUAUAUUAGGUACCGAAUUGAAGAAAAAUGAUAUUGAAAUUGGUGUUGCAGUUAAAGAUAGAUUUUUUGUAUUGACAGCUGAUCAAAUUGAAGAGCGUUUAGUUUCAAUUGCAGAAGAGGAUUGAAAAAUAGAAUGAAAAAAAAAAGUAAUAAUUUGACGAACUACAUAGGUUUUACUUUAAUUUUUUUAACAAUACUUUUUUGAACUUAUAAUAUUUAUAUUAUAAUGAUAAUUGUAAUUACAAUCAAG
Messenger RNA from Ascoidea rubescens DSM 1968, 955 nucleotides. It is a transcript of the gene SCL1, whose product is annotated as proteasome core particle subunit alpha 1. Gene Ontology annotation, biological process: ubiquitin-dependent protein catabolic process. The record is from RefSeq and is a predicted model, not a curated record. Lineage: Eukaryota; Fungi; Ascomycota; Saccharomycetes; Ascoideales; Ascoideaceae. The coding region runs from base 96 to 830 and encodes 244 amino acids. The transcript has 2 exons. Gene Ontology annotation, cellular component: proteasome core complex; nucleus; proteasome core complex, alpha-subunit complex.